UUGUUCCGUAACCGGGGAGUGAAGGGCGGCCCACGUCAGGCCGCAGGCUGUGGCUGUAGCAGCAGCAGCACCGCCACCACAACUAGCACCUGUAACCCCCCGGGGCGCCGCCUGAAGCGGGGAGCAGACGCCGGCAGCUUCUCCAGAGGUGCUACAUUAACAAGAAUUGAAAUAUAACUGGAUUACCCGAGUGUUCCACGGAUCGCUCGGCAUUGAGUGGGGACGGGAGCUGCUCGAUGUCACAUCUCGGUUGGAGCAGCGGACAAAUAUCUUCCUGACAUGGGACAAUUGCUGCCUCACGUUCAAGUUCUGGUUGGUUCUUGAUGCUGUCAAUCCUGUCGGCACCGCUGCGGAACAUGAAUGGAAUUGGUAUUUAACGAAGCCGCUGUGGUGCAGCGAAUUACUCGCCUGGUUUGGAUGACUUUUACGUAUCUCACUGGGGAAGGACAUGGAGAACCGCGUUAUUACGUUUCGCCAUUGUGAGAAAGACAUUUAUUGCUUUAAUGUCCCAGAGGAAUGUCCGAUCUGCGGCCAGAGCCUCGCAGGACGCGGACUGGACGAGGCCCCUGUCUGUAUUCCCAACUGCUUUGUAGAUGGACAUCAUGAGAAGUGUUCAUUCCUGAUCAAACCGACUCACGGAUCGUUCCUCAGAGAAUAUGAUGGAAAAGGUGACCUUCAUGUUGCCAUCUCAAAUACACAUGGAGUUGUGUACAACUACAUUGAAACUGGUGUUCAAAGAGAUGAUUGCGGUUGGGAGGAAUGUAUCUCUGUUCCAUUGGUACAACCGGACAUGUACAAUUUAAUUAACCAGUGGGAUAUUUACCUGGAGCAAUUCUCCACUGCAGAUGUAUGGCUACCAAACAGGUACAAUGAAUAUGAGCACAACUGCUACUCCUACGCCUUGACCUUCAUCAACCGUGUCCUGGUGGCACAAAGCAAACGACAGCUGAGUAGGACAGAAUUUACCGAGAGGUUUGUGGUUCCACGGACAAAGCGAGCCUCCAAAUACAUCACACUUUAUCGAGAGUUAUGCAGGAGCUACUUUUAUAUUACAGAUGACUUCCAGACUGAAGAAGUUAGCAGCCAGUUUUAAAGAUAAGCAACUGCAGCAGUGACUGCUCUUUCCCACAUUUUUGACAAAAAUAUUAUUGACUCAGCGAAACAUGAAAAAGAAAUAAAGACAUCUGAUUUGGAAAAUUACUUUUCUUACAUCCAUUAGUCACAAUGUAAUCUUAUUGUAAAUUAACCUAAUUAUUUUUCUAAAUAAUACAAAUUAUUAAAUGAUUAAUAUAUAAAUGAUUGAUGUAUUUUUUUUGCAAUGCGUGUCAACAAUCCAGAAUUCUUUAUUGUCCUCAAGAUCACAAGAACUUGUACUUCAUAAACAUUGGUCAGAACAACAAGGUCAUACAGCUGGAAUCAAGUCCUCUAGCCAAAUUCAUCUAUGCUGACCAAUUAUUAUAACUGAUAGAUAAAAUGCUGGAGUAACUAAGCGGGACAGGCAGCAUCUCUGGAGGGAAGGAAUUGGUGACAUGUCGGGUCAAGACCCUUCUCCAAAUGUCUUUUAAACGUCACCUCUACAGGUUUAUCUGGCAGCACAUUUCAUAUACACAUCACCCUCUGCAUGAAGAAAUUGCCCCUCAGGUCUCUUAAAUCUUACCCCUCUCACUUUACAGUAAGUCUAUGCCCUCAAGUUCCAGACUUUUCUACCCUAAGAAAUUGUGACCAUUUAUCUUAUCCAUGUCUCCCAUGAUUUUGUAUACUUCUCAGCCUCCUAUCCUCCAGGGGAAAAUGCCCUCGCCUAUGCAGCCUUUCCUUAUAACUCAAUCCCUUGAGUACAAGGAACACCUUAGUAAAUCUUUGCUGCACCCUUUCCAGCUUAAAGACAUCCAUAGUAGGGUGACCAGAACUGCAUGUGGUCUCACCAACAUCUUGGACAACUGUAGCAUAACAUCCCAACUCCUGUAAUCAAUCUCCAUACGAAUGAAGGCAAGCAUGCCAGAUAUCACCCUGGUGCCAUUUUCACAGUAUACUUGCAUCCACACAGUAUACUUGCAUCUGUUCUUUGGCUCAUUUCCCUAGUUGAUCCAGAUUGCCCUCUUCAGAGUCCACUACACCAACAAUUCUGAUGUCAUCAACAAAUUUACUUACCAUUUUAACUGCAUUGUCAGCCAAAUUGUUAAUAUGCUGUAGAAGUCAAACAACAGUGGACCCAGCACAGAUCCCAGAGACACACCACUGGCCACAGCCCUCCAUUCAGAAAAACAACCUUCCAUUACCACCCUCUGGCUCCUUCCACCAAGCCAAUUUUGAAUCCAGUUGUUACUCGCCUUGGGUUCCAUGUGAUCUGACCUUCCAGACUAGCCAACCAUGCAGGACUUUAUCGGAGGCCUUGCUAAAGCCCGUAUAGACAACGUCCACCAACCGGCUCUCAUCAUUCCACUGCGACAUUUUAAAAAAACUCAUCAAAUUUGUGAGUCACAAUUACUUAUGCACAUCCUUUCUAACUCUGGUAAAUCCUGUCUUUGAGAAUCCCUGACAAUAAUUUACCGCUACUGAACUACCGGUCUGUAGUUCCCUCCAGUCCUCUGUAAUUCCAACUAUAGCUAAAGAUAAAGCAAAUAUCUCUGUCAGGCUCAUAGCAAUUUCUUCCCAGUUCACCACAAAGCCCAAGACGAGUGUGUUUAGGGUGUGGUGUUGUGUUGAUUCAAGCGAUCUUUGCAACCCUGCCUAUGUAAUACAAUAAAGCAGCUGGGGUUCCUUACAAUGAGACUCAACAAGUCACCUUGUUGAGUCUCAUUGUAACUCGUUUUCACCCAGCUC
Molecule: messenger RNA, 2820 nt
Organism: Leucoraja erinaceus (little skate)
Lineage: Eukaryota; Metazoa; Chordata; Chondrichthyes; Rajiformes; Rajidae
Product: MKRN2 opposite strand protein-like
Exons: 6
Coding region: 449-1093 (214 amino acids)
Source: RefSeq, a predicted model, not a curated record